Molecule: messenger RNA, 501 nt
Organism: Babjeviella inositovora NRRL Y-12698
Lineage: Eukaryota; Fungi; Ascomycota; Pichiomycetes; Serinales
Gene: ERV1
Product: flavin-linked sulfhydryl oxidase
Exons: 2
Coding region: 1-501 (166 amino acids)
Cellular component (GO): mitochondrion
Molecular function (GO): flavin-dependent sulfhydryl oxidase activity; flavin adenine dinucleotide binding
Source: RefSeq, a predicted model, not a curated record
AUGCCCGAGUUUGGCCCCACCGGUAGAAGAAUCAUCUACAAGGAUGGCAAGCCAUGCCGCUCGUGCAACACCCUACUUGAUUUUCAGAUGGCCAUGCCCGGCAAGGCUGCCAGACCUGCUGUUAUUGCAGCAGAUCUGACAGCUCCUGUCACUGUCGUCGAAGACAAGCAAUGCCCGCCAGACGUUGAGCUCCUCGGGCGUUCCUCGUGGACGCUUCUCCACUCCAUCGCCGCCAGCUAUCCCGCGAACCCAUCGCCAAUCCAGCAGGAGGACAUCAAAACGUUUGUCUCCAUCUUUUCGCGCAUCUACCCGUGCUGGUUCUGCGCGGACGACUUCCAGGCCUAUAUCAAGAAAAACGAGGUUCAGGUCAAGUCUCAGGAGGCGUUUGGCAAGUGGAUGUGUGAAGCACAUAACGAAGUGAACAGGAAGUUGGGCAAGAAAGAGUUUGACUGUAACUUGUGGCAACAGAGGUGGAAGGACGGGUGGAAGGGCGACAACUGA